AUGGGCGGCCGCCACUUUGCGGCGCUCGUGUGCGCGCUCACGUCGGCGUUCCAGCGCCCGCAGGCGCCGCGCGCGCCGCGCCACAUCGCUAGGGUUCCGCGCUCGCUCCCACCAACACCGGAGGACGCCGAGGACGAGGUGUCCUGGCGGCGGUCCGUGACGUCGGCGGACUUCGACGACGCGCUCGUCUACCGGCUCUUCCGGCGCCAGUUCGAGAUCCUGCUCCCCGGCUUCGUGCCGAAGAAGCAGCUCGCCGUGUCCGCGCGCCGCGGCAAGGCGAGCCUGCGGCGACUGCGGCUGAACGCGACGGCGCUCAACCGCUUGUUCAACCCGCUCGCGGUCGACGAGGGCUUCCCGCUGCAGCUGCUGCGCUGCGUCUGCGACAGCGUGAGCAUCGCCUGGACGUCGGUCUUCACGCUGAACCGCGACCCCCUCGAGGUGCGCAUCAACAAGGUCGAGUUCGAGUUCGACCAGGGGGCCCGCAAGCCCACAAAGUACCAGCUCGGCGAGGCGAAGCGCGAGUGGGACGCGCUCGCGCCGGCGCCGGCGGCCUUCAUGAACGAGUACCCGACCAUCGAGGGCGCGCGGUUCCUCGUCGACGAGCUCGUGUGCGUCGCGCGGCGCGUCGAGGCGCCGUUCCCGCGGGGCGGGAAUUCGACGGUGCGGCUGACGCUGCGGGGCGUGGACGCGCGGUCCGUGGACAACGCGUCCGCCGUCGUGGACCUGCGGCGCUGCUGGGCGUCCUACAACCCGGCGCCCAACGCCGCGGCGGCGUUCAUCGCGAAGCGCGUCGUCGCGCGCGAGGCGCUCGUGGAGAUCUGUGUGGAGAUCAAGUUCGACGACCGCGACGCGUCCGAGGCCGACCCGGCGGCGACGGCGAGCGCCGCCGCGACGGCCGCCGCGGCGGACGCGACGGCGCCGGAGGUCGCGGAGGACGUGAGCUCGCUGGAUUUCGAACGGGGCGACCCGACGGAGAGCGACCUCGACGACUUGUUCCCCCGGGAGGAGACGACGCCGGACCGGCUCUGGCUCCUGCGGCGGCGCCGCGAGGCGGCGGGCGGCGCGGCGAACUGGUCCGUGACGCGCACGUCCGACGACUGGGAGCCGCCGCGCGUCGAGUUCUCGAAGAACUCGGAGGACGACGGCUUCGUGGUCUUGGCGCGCGCGCCGGCGCCGGCCGCGCUGCUCACGGUCGGCUACGACAGCCCGCGCGCGGAGGUCAAGAGCAUUCGAGUGGACCUGGACCUGCGGCGCUUCCGGCUGGCUUUAGACAGCGACCUGCUGGGCGACGAGGGCCCCGCGAAGCCCGGCGACGUGAGUCUGGGCGUCUUCGCGCUCUUCGGCGACUCGCGGCCGGCCGCGCUCCGGCCCGCGCCGUCCAAGGUCGGCGCCGUGGGCGACGCGCUCUCCGCCGUGCUCAACCGCAUCCGCCCGGUGACCGCCGGCCGCGUCUCGAGCGGCGCGCGCAGCGCCGCGGACUUCUCGCCGCGCCACAGCAGCGGCGACAGGGCCUGGGAGCGGGCGCUGCACCGGCGCAUCGAGGCGCUCGAGCUGCAGCUCCAGGCGGAGAUCGCCGCGAACCGCGACCUGCGGAGCGGCGGCGCGGUCGCGGCGCCGCCGGCGCCGGCGCGCGACCGCGCGGCGCGCGCGAGCAUCCAGCAGGAGCGCGCGACGUGGCGGCGCGAGCGCUACCAGCUCGAGCGCCAGCUGCACAGCGCGCGCGCCGCCGCCGCGGAUCUGGCGACGCACCUGCACGACCGCGGCCGCGGCACGCGCGAGGACGACGCCGCCGCGGCGCCGCGGGCGACGCCGCCCAAGGCCGCGCCGCCCAAGGCCGCGCCGCCCAAGGCCACGCCGCCCAAGGGCGCCUUCGACGCGCGCGGCGCGGCGGCGCUCGUCGGCCAGGCCCUCGAGGCGCUCGGCGGGGCCGCCGCAGCUCCGCGGCCGUCGCCGAAGAAGUCUCCCCGAGCGACGCCGGAGAAGGCCGACGACGCGGGGCUCCUCGACGAGGUCCGCGCCGACGCGACGGCCGACGAGGCGCGGCUCCUCGCGCAGGUCGCGGCGGCCGAGCGCGAGAACCGCGAGGGCGCGGACAGGCUCGAGCGCGCGCUCGAUCGGCUCGCGGCGGCGGAGCGGACCGCCGUCGCGACGGCGCGCGACGCGGACGCGCUCGCGGCGGCCGACGGCCGCGUCCGCGCGCACGCGCGGCGCUGCCGGGCGUCCUGGCGCGCCGUCUUCCCCGGCGCGUUUCCCCGCGUCGACGCGGCGGCCGCGGCGGGCGACGCGGACGCGGCGCCGCCUCCCUUGGAGCCGCCGCCUCCGAGCGACGACGCGCUCCGCUGCGCGACGCUCGCGGCGCGCGUGCUCCGCGAGCGGCGGCGCGCCGGCGAGGCCAAGGCCGUCGCGCGGCGCUUCAGCGCGUGGCGCUACGGCGGCCGGGCGCCGCCGAAGGACGCCGGCGGCGCCCGCGUCGCCGCGCUCCGAAGUGCGCUCGCCGCCCGCCGGCGCGUCCACGCGCUCGCCGCCGCGCGCGCUUUCUGGCGCUGGCGGCGCCUGCCGCGCGCGCGGCGGAGACCGUCGGUCCUGGACGCGCUCCUGCCCGCGGCGGCCGGGAGCGGCGCGAAGGAGCAGGCCCUCGCCGCGGCGGCGGAGUUCUUCGGCGGCGGACAGCGGGGCCGGCGCUCCGAGGCGGCGCGGUCCGAGGACUUUUUCGGCGCGGGCGGCGGCGGCGCCUUCGCGGCCGGGCGGCGGGGCUCCAUCUCGGACGUGAUUUCGGCCCAGCCCGCGUUCCGAGGCGGCGGCGAGGCCUUUGACGCGCUCCGGGGACGCCUCGACGCCGCCGCCGACGACUUCUUCGCCCUCGAGGACGCCGACGGGCCCGCCAGGGCCGCGGCCUUCCUCGCGAGCGCCGCGCCGGAGGGCCCGGACGUGGUUGCGACGGCGUCCGUCGAAACGAACACGGAGCCGCCGCGGACUUCUUCCGCGGCCAAGGACCCGCCCUCGACGACGGCCGCGGCGACGUCGACGGACCCGCCCUCGACGACGGCCACGACCUCCACGUCGACGGAUCCGCCGUCGACGGCCGCCGCGGCGAGUACGGCCGCGCCGUCGACGGCCACCGCGGCGACGUCGACGGACGACGAGGCCGCCGUCGAGGCCGCCGUCGCGGCGACGCCGCCGCCGCGGCGCCGGUCGUCCGUCGUCGCGUCCGUGCCCAAGAUCUACGAGGUCAUGAUCGCCACGGGCCUGCGGCGGCACGACGUCGCGCACCUCAUGGUCCACGGCGGCGCGGCCGAGGACCUCGACGACGCCGCGGCGCGCCUCGACCUCUCGUCGCCGCCGGGCGACGACGAGCCGGCGACGCCGGUCGACGCCGCGCUGGACCCGUCGACGCCCGCGGUCGUGGUCGACUCGUCGCCGGAGGCCGUCGACCAGCGCUGGGUCGGCGUGCGGGCGCUGACGGCGUGCGGCGCCGCGCUCCUGGACGCCGCGGCAGGCCGCGGGAGCCUGGGCGUCGCCUUCUUCCGCUGGCUCGCCGCGUCGCGGAAAGCGGCGGCCGCCGCGACGCUCGCGGGCGCCGCCGGCGACGCGGCGGACGCGCGGCGGAACCUCGCCGCGCGGCGGCUCGCGGCGACGUUGAAGCGGCGACGACGUGCCAUCGUCGCCGCGCGCUUCGGCGGCUGGGCGACCGCCGCGCGCGCGGCGGCGACGCGCGAGGCGCUCGCCGUCGUCGCCGCGGGCCGCGCGCUCGCGCGCCGGCGCCGCGGGACGCUCGCCGCGGCCCUCGGGACCUGGCGCGGCGCCGUUUCGACGGCGCGGAGCGACGACGCGCGCCGGUCCGAGGUCCGCGCGUGCGUCUCCUGCGCCGGGUUCGUCGCCGCCUACCGAGCGGCGGCCGGCCGCGCGCUGUCGCGGCGCUUCCGCGCGUGGCGCGACGCGGCGGGCCGGCGGCGCCGCGACGCGCGGGCGCGGCGCCGGGAGCACGGCGCGCGCCGCGUCGGCGGGCUGCUCGCGCGGCGCGACCGCGAUCGGUCGCGCCGCGCGUUUCCGCGCCUCCGCGCGGCGGGGACGCUCGCGGCGGCGCGGACCGGCGAGCUCCGGCGCGCGGCGCGCGCGCUCCUGAACCGGAAGCGGCGGCGCCACCUGUUCGUCGCCUUUUCCGCGUGGUGGGUCCGCGCGCGGCGGGAGCGCGCGGGCGAACGGCGGCGCGCCGACGCGGACGCGGGCCGCGCGCGCGCGCUGCGGCGCUGGCGCAACGCCAUGUGUCGCGGCGCCGAGGCGCGCGCGUUCUCGUCCUGGGCGCGGGCCGCCGCGUCCCUGCGCGAGCGCGAGGCGCUCGCGGCGAGCCGCGGGGCCGCGGCGGCGCGCGUCGUCCGGUCCUGGCGGCGCCGCGGCGCCGCGGCCGCGUUCCGGACCUGGGCAUCGCGCGCGUCCGACGCGGCGCCGCUGGCGCGCGCCGUCGUCGCCGCGCGCCGCCGCGCGGCCGCCACGUCGCUCUGCCGCGCGUUCGGAAGGUUGCGGACCUACGCGGAAGUGAACGCCUUCGUCGGCGCCGCGAGCCGCGGCGAGGCGGCAAGGCUGACGGGGCGCGUCCUCCGUGGCUCGGAGCGGGCGAUCCUCGCGUCGCGCUUCCGCGCCUGGGCGAGCGGCGCCGGCGCGGCGCGGCAUCGCGGCGAGCGCGCGGUCUCCGGGCUGGCGACGGUCCUGCGGCGGCGGCGGCGCGCGGGCCUCGCGGGCGGCUUCGCCGCGCUCCGCGGCCGCGCGGCCGCGGCGCGGGCCGCGUCGGGCGCCCUGGCGCCCGUCGCCGCGCUCGCGCGGCGCCUCGCCGCGUCCCGCGCGCUGGCCGUCUGGCGGCGGAGGACGGUCGCGGCGAAGCGGCGCGAAGGUCGGGGCCGCCGGGCCGCGGAGGCGCUGUCCUGGGCGCUCGGCCGGCGCUACCGCAGGACGCUCGCCGGCGGCUUCCACGCGUGGCGCGCGGCCGCGGCGGCCGCGACGCUCGCGGCGUCGGCGUCGCUCCUCGCGGCCGAGCGCCUCGACCGGUCCCGCGACGUCGUCGCGUUCGCGAAGGCGUCGGCGGCGCGGCUCUUCGACGCCUUCGCGGCCGGCGCGCGGCGGCGGACGCUCGCGACGCGGCUGCGGCGCUGGCGCGCGGCCGCCGCCGACGUCGCCGCGAGCGCCGCGCUUCGAAGCCUCGCGCUCGCGAGCGGCGGGCGCCGGCGCCGGCGCGCGUCUGUAGCCGGAGCGUUCGCGGCCUGGCGCGCGGCGUCCGCCGCCGCGACGCGACGCGACGCGGAGCAUCGCGCGCGCUCCGCCGCGGAGACGCACGAACGGGCGCUCGCGGACGUGCUCGCGGAGCACGCGGCGGCGCUCGCGGCCGCGCGCGACGCGCGGGACCGGGCGCUCGCGGACGCGUCGGCCGGCUACGAGGCGGACGCGGCCCAGUUCCGCGACGAGGUCGACGCGCGCGACCGCGCCCACGCCCGGGACGUGGAGGGCCUCCGCGCCGCGUUGGCGCUCGCCGUCGCCGAGCGGGCCGACAUGCUCGACGCGGCGUCCGCGGAGCGCGCGGCGGCCCUGGCGUCCGCGGCCGACGGCCACCGGCGUCUGCUGGAAACGGCCGUCGACGGCCACGACGCCGCGUUCGCCGAGGCCGUCGCCGAGCGCGCCGUCGAGAUGAGCGCGACGAACGACGUCAUGGCGUACGCGGCGCGAAAGCACGACGACGACGUGCGCCACCACCGCGAGGCCCACGCGCGCGACGUCGCGCGGUUUCGGGCCGCGCACGACCACGAUCUCGAGCGGUUCCGCGCUGAGCGGGCCAGCGCGGACGCGACGCACGCGGCGGCGCUCCGGGCGCUCGGGGAGGGCUCGCGACGCGCGGGCCUCCGGCGCUUCGGCGCGCUGCGGCGGCGCGGCCGCGUCGCGCACGCCUGGGCGACGUGGCGCGCGUUUUCGGCGACGCGCGCGCGGGCUGUGGGCGCGCUCGACGCGAUCCGCGAGGCGUUCGACGCGUCGCUGCGCCGGUCCGCGGCGCGCGCGUUCUCGGCCUGGCGCCGCGCGGCCGAGGCCUGGCGCGCGGAAGCGGACCGGGCGGCGAUCCUGCUGGCGAUCCGCGACGGCGCGCUGCGGCGCCUGGAGAUCGCAGCGCGCGACUGGUCCCGGACGAGCGUCGCCGACGGUUUCCGGCGGCUGCGCGCGGCCGUCGACGCCGCGAGCACCCGCGACGGCCGCGUGCGAAAUGCGCUGGCGACCUUCGCUUCCGGGUUCGGCCGCGGCGCGACCGCUCAGACCCGCGAAGCCUUCGCGAAGUGGCGUACACACGUCGCGGCGGCGUCGCGGCGCGUCGCGGCGCGACGGACGGCGGCCGCGGCGUCGCGCGGUCGCUGCGCGCUGCUCCGCCGCGCGCGCCUGGGAUCGGGCUUCUCCGCGUGGCGGUCCGCCCUCGAGGCGGACCGCCUCGCCAUGUGGGAGGCCGUGGCGGCGCACGCGGCGAAGCGCGCGGCCUACUCGAAGCUCGAAAACGCGCUCCGGUCGUCGCGGCGCCGCGACCUCGGCGUCGCCGUCGAGCGCUGGCGCGGCGAGGUCCGCGCGAAGAAGGCGCUGACGCGGCUCCAGCGGAGCGCCGCGAGCCGCCUCGUCUACAACUACCGGCGCCGCGCCAAGGCCGCGGCGGCGCGCCGCUUCCUCGCCUGGAAGCGCGACGUCGCCGAGGUCGGCGCGCUGGCGAAGCUCCGCCGCAAGGCCGCGCGGCGCCUCCGCGUCUUCCUCAAGACGCUGGAGGCCUCGGGCCCCACGGACUUUGCCGUACUCCGGGCCUUUGAGCGGUGGCGCCGAGCGGCGUUCGACUCCGGCGCGCUCGAAGCGUUCGAGGCCGCGAAGCUCGCGCGCGCCGUCGGGGCGCUGCGGGUCGUCGCGGCGGCGGAGCGGCGCGCGGCGCUCGCCGCGGGCUUCGGCCGCCUCGCGGCGGCGCGCGACGCGGGCCGGCGGCGCGACGCGGGCGCGGGCCGGCUCGCGCGGCGCGCCGCGCGGCGGCGGCGGCGGCUCGCGUUCGGCCGCUGGGCCGCCGGCGCCGCCGCGGGCCGCGCCGCGGCGGCCGCGGCGGCGCGCGUCGCGGCCGCGCGCGCCGACGACGGCGUCGCGGCGUCGCGCGUCGCCGCCGCGCGCGUCGCCGCCGCGCUCUGGAGCGGCCGCGGGCGCACGGCGUCCGCGGUCUUCUUCUCGCGGUGGCGGCGCGCGGCGACGGCGACGGCGCUGGCGCGGGCGCGCCGCGCGGGCGCGGCCUGGCGCGUCGCGAGCCACGCGAAGCGCGCGCGCGUCGCGGCCGCGUUCCGGGCCUGGGCCGCGCGCGCGCGCCUCGACGUCGCCCGCGGGGACGCCGCGGCGGCGGUCCUCGACGCCGCGGCCGCCGCGCGGCUCGGCGCGGCCUGGGUCCGCUGGCGGCGAACCGUCGACCGCGGCGCGGCGACGGUCGCCGCUCUGGUCCGCUUCGAGCGCGACGCGGGGCGCUGGCGCCGCGCGCAGCUCGGCGCCGCGUUCCGGUCCUGGCUCUGCCUGGCCGCCGUCCGGCGCGCCGUCGGCGCGCGCCGGGGCCUCGCGGCGGCGGCGGCCGCGGGCGCGCUCCGCCGCGGCGUCCUCCGGGGCGCGCAGGCGGCCCUGCGCCGCGGCUUCGCGGCCUGGCGCGCGCGCCGCGACCGCCGCGACGACGCCGCGCGCGUCCUGCGGCGCGUCGGCGCGGGCUGCCGGUCGCGGAACCGCGCGGCGCUGGCGGCGGGCCUGCGGCGCUGGCGCUACGCGCUCCACCGCACGAAGCUCGUCGACGCCGCGGGGAAGAUGCGGCGCCUCGCCGCGGCGAAACAGUUCGGUUUGAUCGUUUCGAAGCGACUGGUCGCGCGGCGGUUCCGCGCGUUCCGCCGCUGGGCGCGGCGGACCGCGGCGCUCCGCGGCUUCGCGACGUGCGUUUCCAAGGUCGCGGCGCGCGCGGCGCGCGGCGCCUUCCGGCGCUGGGCGCUGCGCGCGACGCGGUCGGCGCUCGCCGAGGGCCGCGCGCGCCGCGGCGCGGCGCUCGCGCGCGCCGCGCUGAAGCGGGCCGCGGCGCGCGUCGCGACGAAGGCCUUCCUCCGCUGGUGGGCCGCGGCCUGCGUCGACGGCCUCCGCGCGGCGUCGCUGCGAGCGCUGGAGACGCGCGCGGCGCGGCGCCGGCUCCGUCGGUCCUUCCGGAGCCUCGCGCGCCGCGCGGGCGACGCCGCGCGCUGCGCGGCCGCCGUGGCCGCGCUCGAGCGCGUCGCGGCGCGCGUCGCGACGUCCGCCGCGCGCCGCGGCUUCGCCGCGUGGCGCGCGCGCGCGGCGGCGCGGACGGCGACGGCGACGGAGGCGCGGAGUCGGCUCUUGGCGUCCGCGCGGCGCGUCCGCCGCGUCGCGCUCCGCCGCGCGUUCGCGCGAUGGAACGCGCACGCGCGCCGCGUCGCCGCCGCGGAGGCCGCAUUCCGCAAGAGCGACCGGCGGCGGCGGCUCCGGGCCGCGGGCCGCGCUUUCCGCGCCUGGGUGAACGCGCCGGCGUCGGACUCCGAGGACUUUGAGUACGCGAACGCCUUCUUCCGGCGGGCCGUGUCCCGGGCCGAGCUCGGCGGCGACGACACGCUGCGCCUCGCGCUGACCACGGUCGUGCUACGCGCGGGCGACCUCGAGGUCGGCGGCGCGCCGCGCCGCGCUGCGCUCGCGGCGGCGACGCUCGACGACGACGGCGUCUACCUGGGCCCGGCCCUGCGCUGCUUCGAGGGCGACCGCGUCGUCCUGGAGGCGCCGCUCUUCGGCGACGACGCCGGCGCGCGCGCCGUGUCCGCGACGGAGUUCCAGGUCGGCCACCGCGAGGUCUUCGGCGCGGCGUCCGAAACGGACCGCGACGGCUGGCUCGACGCGCUGGCCAAGUGCCUGGCGCACCACAGAGCCCUGCUGGCGAAGCUCCACCGCGACGCGCGCCACGAGCGGCCGCGGUCGCGGCUCGAGCGGUCGCGGCGGCGCGCGGGCCGCGCGCCCGACGAUUUGGACUGGCUGAAGACGCACGCGGAGCUCCUCACCGAGGGGCUCGGCGAGGACCCGGCGCUGCUGGCGGCGCUGCGCGAGGAGCUCGCGGGCGCGUCGGAGGCGUCCGUCGCGGACAAGGUCCACGCCGUCGAGCGCGGCGCGUCGGAGCUGCGCGGGUCGUUGGAGAACGUCGAGCUCUGCCGCGGCGCGCUCCACAAGCGCGGCGGCAUGCUCAAGACGGGCAAGAAGAUCUUCCACCGCCACGCGUGGAAGGAGAAGACCUUUGUCUUGCGGGCGCGCGCCUUCGACGACCGCAACGUCUACGUGGGGCCCGUGCUCGAGUUCUCGUGCGCGGGCGAGGACUCGGGCCGCUACGCGCUCGACGGCUGCGGCGUCCGUGGCUUCGAGAAGCCCGCGACGAUCUGGGCGGGCUCGGAGCCGCGCGACGCGUUCCGCUUCGAUGUCGUGGAGCGGUCCGGCGCGAUCAAGUCGCUCUACGCGCCGACGGCGGCGGACCGGGACCGCUGGCUGGGAGCGGUAGGGGAAGCUUUGAGCGGCCACCACGUCGUCGCCGCGCGGCUCGCGGUGCUCGACCCCGCGGGGCAGGAGGCGCGGGACGCGGCCGUCGAGGCGCUGCGGCGCGAGGCCGACGACGCGCCCCUGGGCUUCGCGGCGGCGGACGAGCUCGCCAAGGGCAUCGCGGACGUCGAGCGCGACGUCGACAACACGGAUUUCCUGCGGACGGGCCUCUGCGGCGUCGUCAUCCACGGCGGCUUCUUAAUUCACAAGCGGAAGAAGCGGCGCUACUUCAAGGUGCGCGCCGUCGCCUUCGACGACGCGGGCGCCUACGUCGGGCCGCGGCUCGAGUACGCGGUCGAGGAGGACGACGACGUCGUCCUGGGGACGUACCUCUUGGACGGCGCGCGCGUCGAGGCGGGCGAGGGCUCGGGCUUCGACCUGCGCUACGACCACGGGACCGUCGCCUUGGUCGCGGCGUCCGCCGAGGACCGGAGCGAGUGGCUGCUCGCGCUCGAGGAGGCGCUGAGCCAGCACCACGACAUCGUCGAAGCGUUACGGCGGCGGAGCGGGCCGGCGCCGCGCGGCCGGUCGCCCGCGACGCCGCGGCGGUCGCCGAAGCCGCUCGCGGAGCCCGCGAGCCCGCCGGACUCGCCGGCGCUCUUCCGCUUCGGCGUCGGCCGCCCCGCGGACGAGUUCCAGUGCGAGUUCCAGUGUGGAAAUCAACCACUGAACUCUCUAUCUCGAUCAAAUCGACGUCGAUUCGGCUGA
Aureococcus anophagefferens is the source of this 10308-nucleotide messenger RNA. RefSeq lists its product as hypothetical. The coding region runs from base 1 to 10308 and encodes 3435 amino acids. The record is from RefSeq and is a predicted model, not a curated record. The transcript is spliced from 7 exons. Lineage: Eukaryota; Pelagophyceae; Pelagomonadales; Pelagomonadaceae.